Xylona heveae TC161 is the source of this 4278-nucleotide messenger RNA. RefSeq names its product DNA repair protein. The transcript has 2 exons. The coding region runs from base 144 to 4082 and encodes 1312 amino acids. Gene Ontology annotation, molecular function: DNA-directed DNA polymerase activity; deoxycytidyl transferase activity; damaged DNA binding. Gene Ontology annotation, biological process: error-free translesion synthesis; error-prone translesion synthesis. The record is from RefSeq and is a predicted model, not a curated record. Gene Ontology annotation, cellular component: nucleus. NCBI's taxonomy places the organism in Eukaryota, Fungi, Ascomycota, Xylonomycetes, Xylonales, Xylonaceae.
CGCGUCAUCCCUUCCAUUCAUGUUUGUACGUGAUGAGACGAGCAUUAAAAGUGAUCUGCUGGAGCUAUGCAUGAGCAGACUUUAGUUGUUCUUCUUGAACAUGAUUGAAAAUACUGACUCAGGUGGUUGGCGCGUGGAUCAAGAUGGGCUCCAGGCUCGAGGCGAAUUCCAACCGGGUUCGCAAGAGGAUCGAGAACCAUGAGUUCGAAAAUGAGGAAGGCGAGGAAUAUCAAGGGUCUGAAUUUGGAGGGUUCGCCGACUACUUUCGACGAAAGAAGAUCAAGCUACAGAACCUAGACGUGGAGCUCCGCGCAUCUUCGCCGGAGAAACCGCCCAUUUUCCGCGGCAUUGUCGCACACGUCAAUGGAUAUACGCAGCCGUCACUGAAUGACAUUCAUGUGCUUAUCGUAACCCAUGGAGGAGGAUUUUCACAAUAUCUUGACGGCAAGACCACUGUCACGCAUAUCAUCGCGAGCAGCCUGACCCCGAAGAAAGCUGUUGAGUUUAGAAGAUACCGGAUCGUAAAGCCUGCUUGGGUAGUGGAUAGUGUAAAUGCAGGAAGGCUAUUACCAUGGGAGAACUACAGGGUCUUAGAUGAAGGCCCAAGACAAAAAACCCUUGGUUUCGACAAUGGAAAGGUGGUCAGCCAAACAAAGUCUCAGCGGGAAGGCUACCGUGAUCAGACCGAUGCCAGCUGGUACACAAAGCAACUGAUACGUCCGAUCGAUGACGAGAUCGACGAGUAUAAUCAACCGCUUCCAAAUACACAAUCCUUGCGAACGGCAAGUCAGAGUGGCACACUCGACCUCGUUUCUUCGAGCCAGGCGCAGAGAAUCAAGGAGAGUAGCAAAUCUGUUCCUUCCUUCGAAACGAGCUCUUCUCGCCUAGUUCGUGAAGUUUCAUUACCAUCUGCAAAUACGCCCAGAUUUACUCAGGAGAGGCACCAUUCUCAUCCACCUACGGCAGACCCCGAUCCAAUCCAAGACGACUUUGAGCUUCUAGCUGACGCCGCUGCGAUAAGCUUUGGAGAUGAAAGUCAAAAGGAUAAACAAUUACCUUCAGUUGAGCCUCUAGAUUUUGAAGAAGACAAUCUCGCUUCUCCAGAAGAGUCACCCUCUGGUAUUGGCACGGAUCGUGCGCGGGAUCAAGCGUCUCCUUCAUCAGUGAAGCGACCUGCAAAGACAGCAGAAGAACAUAAUGCUCUGCUGUUAGCGGAUCCGCGGGUUCGCAAAUCUACCGUGGUCAACCCGGAUUUCCUUAAACAGUACUAUUCGGAAUCCCGUCUACAUCAUCUUUCAAGCUGGAAGGCCGAUCUCAAAUCGCAAUUGCAGGCCCUGACCGCCGAAACUUCCGCGACACAAAGGGCUCUCCAGAAACAUAAUCCUCGCGCCAGGCGAUAUAUCUUACAUGUUGAUUUUGACAGCUUUUUCGUGGCCGUGUCAAUGAAAAAUUCUCCGCAAUAUAUGGAGAAACCGGCAGUUGUUGCUCAUGGCGGUGGUCCAGGCUCAGAAAUUGCAAGCUGCAAUUAUCCAGCUCGAAAGUUUGGCAUAAAAAACGGAAUGUGGAUGAAACAGGCACAAAAUCUGUGUCCUGAACUGAAGGUAUUACCAUAUGAUUUUAAAGGUUAUGAGGAAGCAAGUAGAAAUUUCUACGAUGCUAUUCUAGCUACUGGAGGCAUUGUGCAGAGUGUCAGUGUGGACGAGGCCCUUGUUGAUGUCAGCUCACUCUGCAUAGCCGCUGGAGGAAGCGAGGGCACUGGCGUCCGAGAAGGCAGCAUUUGGCGUGAGCAGGCGAAAGCGGAUGAGAUUGCCCAAGGCAUUCGCGACAGGGUUAAAGAUCUCACCAGCUGUGCUGUAUCCGUAGGUAUUGGAGGAAACAUUCUCCUUGCGAAGCUUGCUCUCCGUAAGGCGAAGCCUGCUGGCCAGUACCAAGUCAAGCCGGAAGACGUGCUCGACUUCAUUGGACCUCUGGAAGUCCAAGAUUUGCCUGGUGUCUCUUACAGUAUUGGGGGUAAACUUGAGGAAAUAGGCGUCAAGUUUGUCAAGGACAUUCGCGAAGUGUCCAAGGAGCGACUGAUAUCGGCCUUGGGACCCAAAACUGGCGAGAAGAUCUGGGAAUACGCUCGUGGGAUCGACCGAAUCGAAGUCGGCGAUCAAGUUGUUCGCAAGUCUGUUUCUGCCGAAGUCAACUGGGGCGUGCGUUUUGAAACCCAAGCCCAAGCAGAAGAAUUUAUCCAUAAUCUGUCCGAGGAGCUUCAUCGACGGCUUGAAGUCCAGCGAGUUAAAGGCCGGCAACUGACUAUGAAAGUUAUGCGACGAGCAGCAGAUGCUCCCUUGGAUCCGCCCAAGCACUUGGGCCACGGCAAAUGCGAUACCUUUAAUAAGAGCAUCCUCUUGGGUGUGGCCACGAACGCCAUAGACAUUCUCUCUAAGGAAUCCAUUUCCAUACUCAGAGGGUUCAAUGUUUCUCCUGGCGAGCUCCGCGGUAUAGGCCUGCAGAUGACCCGGCUAGAGCCUUUGAAAGUUACGGGAGAAGGACAACCAAGUAGCAGCCAAAAGCUACUAUCUUUCAAACGCCCAGUACAGCCAAACUCUAGUGCCGCACAACCGGCAGAGCAAGCAGACGAUCCCAUCUCAGAUUACGGCGAAAGUCCUCAUAAAGCGCAGAAAUUCCGUUCCCCAGGAUCAAUCAUCGGACCAAAAUCAGGUGCGCCGCAGGACGAAUCGGCGAAACCACUUAACAUGCUAGGAACGCAAUUCAUCCUCCCAAGCCAAGUCGAUCCUCGCGUCCUUGCAGAAUUGCCAGCAGACAUUCGAUCCAAGCUCUUUCCAACAAAUCUCUCUAUGGACAAAACCACCGACGAAGCCCCCCCAGCCCCUUCGUCUCCCAGAUCCAAACAUACACCCCAGCCUACAUCUCGCGCAACUACUCCUGUCACAGGCAACAUACGGCCUUCUUCUUCGCGAUCCGCAUCCCCUGCCGUUCCUCCCCUUCCUAAUCCCUUCCAACUCGACCCAGAAGCUCUCGACGCCUUACCAGAGGAUGUCCGAGCCGAAGUCUUGGACUUUUAUACAACCACCCAUCCGCAAACCACAUUAUCUCCGUCCCGCCGUCACGAUGGAAUCACACAAUCCCUUCUCCCACAAUCGCCCCGUAAAUCCCGCCCAUUUGCGCCCCUCACUUCCAAAAAGCAAACCACACCCACCAAGAAACGAACCACCUCCAAACUCACCUCUAAUCUGUCUGCUGCUGCUUCCUUUAACCCAACACUCACUCAAUCGAACUUUGUCGCUACCACUCGCCAAUCCGCCACCACUACCGCGGACAACCCCGCCGCCACAGCGACAGAUUCCGAACCCAUUGCUCCAGACUUUCUCGCCGCCUUACCGCCCGAUAUCCGCGCCGAACUCCUCGCCGAGCAGCGCCGCAAACACCUCUUGGCGCGAUCACACCUCCAACUUCCCAACCCCUUUGGCACCCGCACACGCGGCUCCAGAGGAAAACGGGGCUCGAGCCUUGCUGCUGCUGCUAGUGGUGGUUUCUUGUCCAGGGCCGGUCUCGGUGCCGGUGGUACGGUUACCACACGAAGGCAGCAGCAACAGCAACAGCAACAGAACCAACCCCGACAACUCCAUCUCCCUCCCCGUCCGCCAAAACCUACGUUUACCACCCGCCGCCUAACUGCCCUGCCGGACCUGCGUGAUGCAGUUUCAGCAUGGUAUGCAGAGUUUGCGGACGAGCCGCCGUACGAGGAAGAUGUCGCUGCGCUAGUCAAGUACUUGAAACGAGUAGUGACUGAAGAACGGGAUAUGCAUAAGGCUGUUGCGGUGGCGGAUUGGUUGGCUUGGAUCCUGCAUGAUGCCAAAGGGGACUGUGUCGUUGUUGAUGAUGGUGCUGGACAAGGAGGAGGAGGACGAAGUGAAAGGCGAGGAGGAGAUGAUGACCGCGGAGAAGAUACAAAAGGGGCUGAAAAAGUUUCACCUUUUCAGGCAUGGCGGCGUGCGCUGCAGUCGGUACGUGCGGGUGUGCAAGAGGCUGUUGUGUCGAGAGGACUAGGAAAAGUCUCGUUUCGAUUUGGAUGAUGAUGGAGGUGACCUCAUUGGGUUAAUUGUUUUCUUUUUCUAUUGGUUUCGAGGAAUGGUGUUAGUGUUUGGAUAUGCGAGAAGGAUUACACACAAAAUACCCCUGUAUGAACUUGUUGUGAUUUAGUUAGUCGAUGAUUUUCUAAGUGCGAAUUAGCAUAUUCAGGUCAAUACUGCAGGAUGCUCAGGAUUACUG